AAAUCCACCAAUUUCUCACCCUUUCUCUUCAUUUCUUCCACUUCCUCAAAAAUAUCUUUGAACUCUCUGCGGCGUGUGGGUGGCGGCGGCGAUGGCGGCGACGAGAGAGGAGAGCGUGUACAUGGCGAAGCUGGCGGAGCAGGCGGAGAGGUACGAGGAGAUGGUGGAGUACAUGGAGAAGGUCGCUGGCUUGGCGACGGAAGGGGAGGAGCUCUCCGCGGAGGAGCGCAACCUACUCUCCGUCGCCUACAAGAACGUCAUCGGCGCCCGCCGCGCUUCCUGGCGGAUCGUCUCCUCCAUCGAGCAGAAGGAGGAGGGCCGCGGCAACCACGACCACGUCGCCGCCAUCCGCGGCUACCGCAGCCGGAUCGAGUCUGAGCUCGCCUCCAUCUGCGGCGGCAUCCUCCGCCUCCUCGACUCCCGACUCAUCCCCGCCGCCGCCGCCGCCGCCGACUCCAAGGUCUUUUACCUCAAGAUGAAGGGUGACUACUACCGCUACCUGGCCGAAUUCAAGACCGGAUCCGAGCGCAAGGACGCCGCCGAGAACACCUUCUCUGCCUACAAGACUGCUCAGGACGUUGCGCUGGCGGAGUUGGCACCGACGCAUCCUAUCCGGCUAGGUUUGGCGCUGAAUUUUUCGGUGUUCUACUACGAGAUCUUGAAUUCGUCCGACAAGGCUUGCGAUCUCGCCAAGCAGGCUUUUGAUGAAGCAAUUGCUGAGUUGGAUACUCUUGGAGAGGAAUCAUACAAGGACAGCACUCUAAUAAUGCAGCUCCUACGUGACAACCUUACGUUGUGGACUUCCGACAUGCAGGAGGAUGGCGUAGAUGAGAUGAGAGAAACAUCCAAACCUGACGACGGCAAUUGACUGGUUGCCGGUGCUGCUCAUUGUGAUUUUUAGGUGCUUCGGCUUGCAGGUUGCAUCUGAUAUGGAGUAUGUAACAUUGUUGCUUGUCUAUGGUAUCUGACGGUGAACGAUCGUUUGUUGAAGUCGACCUUUUCAACUUGUUAUGUUUCCGACAUCUAUGGAAUCUAAUGGCUCUACUUUUACA
Molecule: messenger RNA, 1052 nt
Organism: Musa acuminata AAA Group (dessert banana)
Lineage: Eukaryota; Viridiplantae; Streptophyta; Magnoliopsida; Zingiberales; Musaceae
Product: 14-3-3 protein 6
Exons: 4
Coding region: 92-868 (258 amino acids)
Biological process (GO): intracellular protein localization; signal transduction
Cellular component (GO): cytoplasm
Source: RefSeq, a predicted model, not a curated record